Brassica rapa (field mustard) is the source of this 1247-nucleotide messenger RNA. RefSeq lists its product as uncharacterized. The record is from RefSeq and is a predicted model, not a curated record. Lineage: Eukaryota; Viridiplantae; Streptophyta; Magnoliopsida; Brassicales; Brassicaceae.
AUGCAUGUGUUUUGAUUGGCUUUCAAGGCUGUUCUUGAUUUGGGUUACAAUUUUUAGAACUGCUAAUAUCCUAACUUUUCUGAUCAGAUUAGUUUCGGGUAUUUAGAAGUAGAACCCAUAAUUUGAAUAUCCAAAACUAUAUCUAACAAUCUAAAAUUUAUUUAAACUCUUAAAAACAUUUAAAAUAUAAAAUGUACCUGAAAAUCUGGAAAUAAAACCUAAAAUAAUAUUAAGAAUAAUAAAAAACUAUAUCUGAAUAGUUGCAAAUAUAUAUUCUUUUCAGUUCAUGAAAUGUUUUUAUUUUGAGUAUUUAACCCGAGUAACAUAACCGACCGUAAAAUGUUCAGAUCUAAACCCAACUGGAAAAAUGUUUUUUUGGCUAAUUUCAGUUCGAGUUUUACAUGGAAUGAAAGCGUUUUGGUGUGCGUUCAAUGAAUAAACGCGUUUGGUAGCUGACCGCCUCGAAACUAAAGUAAGCGGGAAAAAAAAAAGCUUUCCCUCCUUAAACCCUAGAAAGUUGUAAAUCGAAGCAUCCCUCCCUGCGAGACAACAGUUCGUUUGCAGAGAGAGAGACGAUGGAAGGAAACAACAACAACAACAAGAAGAUCAGUUCCAUCUUCGAUUACUGCCACGAAACCGCUUCUCAGGAGAUUUUCCUACGGAGCUGCGGCUUCGCUCAACGAGGCGUUCCUCCAGACUCCGAUCCCUCCGUCCUCGGAGCCUCGCCGUUAAACGACGGAACCGCGCCUCGCCGUGACUCCGAUGAUUUUGAUAGUGUAAACGGUUCGGUGGGUUACGAGGUGGAGAGCCACGCGGUUCGAUUCGUCUCUCCCCCGGAAAGCCCUGAUACCGUUGAUUCAGAGGAGGAUCGUACGGCUCCUGUUGAUUCGAUUCCUUUGGAGAAACCAGCUACUCUCUUGCCAUCAUCUUCAAGAUUGGAGUCUCCGGCGAAGAAGCUUAAGAUUCCUUUGAGGGAUGUUGUGAAAGCCAUUGUUGUGAACUCGAGGAGCACAGAUGAGGAAGAUAGAGAGAUUGAGAAGAAGAAGAAGCAGAAGACGAGCUGCGUGCAGAUCCUCAUCAAUAAGGGAUUCAAUUUCCCUUGAGGUGAUUUCAAUUGAAUUCUCAAAUUGCUCUCCUCUAGGGUUCUUCAAGAUCAAGUUUUUUUUCUUCUGUAAUUCUAGACGCAAUGGUCUUCUUGUACAAUUGAAUAUCAUAUAAGAGUACUGUUAUUGGUUAGAUUCGUGUUA